Molecule: messenger RNA, 6089 nt
Organism: Aplysia californica (California sea hare)
Lineage: Eukaryota; Metazoa; Mollusca; Gastropoda; Aplysiida; Aplysiidae
Product: thyroid adenoma-associated protein homolog
Exons: 36
Coding region: 216-5999 (1927 amino acids)
Biological process (GO): tRNA methylation
Cellular component (GO): cytosol
Source: RefSeq, a predicted model, not a curated record
GCGGCGUAGCGUAGGCCUAGUCGCAUCCGUCACUUCCUCGCCCACUGUCUUGUAACACACUACACGCGUGUAGCGCCUUCGGGACUUAACACAUUACACGCUCUUUUGAGAAACGCGGUGGAGUUCCGAACUCUGACGUGUGUAUACAUACUCUUGUCUUUUCCUCAAUUUGAAAUUUCAAAUAAGGCCUAAAUGCAAAUGAUUGCUCCGAGAAGAUGACAUUAUUCACAGAGUUUGGCGAAAUUCUUGAUGAAGUAAAUAAGUACAGAUCUGAAGAUGUCCUCCUUUUAAUUCGGCGAUUGGACCAACUUCAGCUCAGAAUCCCUCCUAACUUAAGUGAUCAGGAACAGAGAGAGCUCCAGAAUCUGUCCCAACGUUCUGUGGAAGCGUAUCUCCGCGCUGUCAACUCUGCUAAACUGACAAGAGCUUUAGAUAAGACAUUCAGGCUGUUCCCCAGUAACUUUCAGAGCAAUGUCAACGCCCAAAUCAACUCUCAGUUCUUAGAACUUCUUCAUACCCAUACAUUGGUGGAUAUUGUGAAAAUAAGUGCUUUAUUAGAACUCAACAAGACUGUGAAAUCAACUUCCAAAGAGCUGUUUAGCACGUUUUCAAGCAUCUUGAGAGAUGUUGCAACACAAACUGAGCAUGAUGGAGCUUCCUUUCGCUCAGAAAAUGAUGUUUAUGUGAUUGCUAAGCUUUCGGUUCAGAUUCUUCAGUUAUUUCCAGCCUCCAUCAGUGCCAUCCUUGCCCAGGAACCAAAAGGCAGUUUAGGUGAUGAUGCAGAGGGAAAAACAGCUACCAUCACUAUUUCAGACUGGACCAGUAUCAUCAGCAGCUUGCUCACUCUGUUUUUUAAAAGUACUCACAAAGAUGUUAUACUGUUACUUGGUACUGCUAUAGCCAUGAUCUACAAGCUCUUCCCAGACCCACAGCAAAUGCAUACAGAUUUCUGUCAUCUCCUUCACGUGCUAUGCCAAGGUCCUGAGAUCACCUCAGUUGAGUUCCACUUGUCGAGUUUAAAUAUCCACAUCCAACUGAGCUUGCAAAUGGACCUUUCAGUGCAUGUUAUCGCAAUCGUGAAAGGUUUACUGGUCAGUUAUGACUCGCAGUUAUUGUCUUAUGGUGAACCCUCACUUCUGCUGACUGUGUUUCCACACAUCUCCGCUCUGUGCUGUGGCACUUCCACCCAUCACUAUUUGUCCUUCCAGCUGAUGUCUCUUUGGUUUCAAAAAGCUGUGCCAUGUGCUGUGGAAAACAUUCCAUCUUCUUCUCUUGACAUGGUGAAUAAAUCUUUUCAGCAACUGAACAUCAAAUCUUCAAAGACAUCCACUUUGGAACAAACAAAUACAAAAGCUCACAACUUUCAGAAUGUAUCAUCUGCCAGCAUUGACAAAUCUGUUGACCAUGGCUUUAGCUGUGAAGAAAGUGUACGACAAAAUUUUUUUGAGGAUGCAACUUUGCAAGAUAGCUCUGUUCUACAAGAGAGCACUAAGGAAAAAGUGAAUGGAGUGUUCUUCAUGUCCUCUGAGUGCCCAGUCCUACACUUAACUCUUGACUGUGUUUCUCUGAACUGGGACAGCCCUGUGGAAGGAGUGUCGGAUUCUGUGACAGAGAUUUUCCGGAGUCUUCUAUCCCUCUGGCAAAGAUGUCAGGUGUCUCGGGGAACUCAGAACAACAUGGAUCUAAGCCAGCAUCUUUUGGACCAUUGCCUGUGUAUGGCGUGGCACUCUCGGGCAAGAUACAAGCCCAUCAGCCUGUUGCUCCCAUAUGUCGAUUGCUCCCAGCUUUUACAAAGGAACCCGCAGCUAAAGGCUGACCUGUUGAGGUGCAUGAAGGUGAACAGCAUGGCUGCAAUUGCUACAGAUGUGUACAAGGCUUUUCUACAGCAAAUUAUUUCACAGCAUGGAAACAAUUCUGCACAGAUAUGGUCAACCGCCUGGAGGUCUGCCUUGAUCGAUGGUUUGACUUCUGCAGACAGCUUACAAAGGAUCAAGACGUGCACUUACUGGCUGCCCGUCACUCUUAAAAUGAUAGCGGGAAGUGAGUCGUUGCUUCUGUCUGAGCUGGAGGUUAAGCUGAGAGAGCACAGCUCUGGUGAGACUGAUCAGUGGCUGCUGUUUGCCUGGGUGACGGUCUCUAGAGUGGCCCGAGAUCUGUUGCAUCACGCAGUUAACUUGAAGGACAGCGUCUACCUUCACAGAGCCUUGCUUAGUGACCAGGAGGAGACGAGGGCUGAGGCCGUCUUGCUGUUGUGCAGCACUGUGAAGAGAGCAGAACCAAUAUCUGAACUUGAGGUCACAUUGUUGAAAGAAUUUAUCCCAGUCAACUUGAAGACAGACUCAACCCCGUUCCGCCAAAGUUUGACGUUUGCCAUCAGGAAGAUGACCGUGAGAGUGCGUGACAGUUGCUUGUCUGCCUGCAAGAGCAAAAAGGAGAAAGGAGGAACACAGGAACCCUUUUUAGAGCGAGGUCUGAGCUGGCUGGACUGGCUUUACAGUCUGCUGGUGAGUAGUCUGGCCCCGGGUGCAUCGUAUCAGAGGAGACAGACGACCCUUGACCUCCUGUCUGCUGUGAUGGAGACGCUGGUCUUUCAGGAACAGGUCGUCUCAAAGAAGGGAAAGGCACAAGAGUCGUGCCGUUUGCUGGUGGAUCACGCCCAGUCCCGGGGAAUGUGGAACUUCUGGGGCCGUGACAAUGUCAUCUCUCUCCUGGCGUGUUUGCAGGAUGGUGCUGAAGAGAUCCAAAACCAAGUGUUCUCCCUGCUGCUCAAGUACUACAGAGCUGCUGUGUCGGAGCUGUUGUGUGACAGAAGUGUCCUCCAACGCUUCCUGAGCCUGGCCAUGUCCCUCUUGUCCAGGCCAAAAGCCUACGAGAAUCACAGCGGACUCCUCCUCAUGUCCCUUAUUUUGCAUUGCCAUGUCAUGGAAUCAGGUCUGCGACUGGAGCAUGACAGCAGCCAGCCCCUGCAUAUCUCUAUCACAGCAGAUGAUUCUUCCCCGACUCACAAAGAGAUGGAUGAUCCUACCUUUGCUUUUAUCCAGAUGAUGACAAGCCAAGUGACAUCAUGUUUCUCUAUCGUACAAAAAGAUCUCAUCUCUGGUUUCAAAAAGUAUUCAAUCCAUGGUCUGACACACUGUGUUACCAGAAGUCUACAGGACGUGAGCAAAGUGAAGCGUGUUCUGGAACCACCAGCCUUGUGGUCUGCCCAGCUGUGUGAGAUUGUUCGAGUCAAUCAGGAAAUCAUCAAUCUGGCUUUGGACAUCUUGUCAGGCGGCAAAACUUUAGAAAAGUGUCCAUCGUUUGCUGAAAUGGGCAUGGCUCUGGAAAGGCUCGUAUCCGGCUCAGGCGAUGAUGAGGAUGAGGAGGAGAUGUUGGCGCUGAGUCCUGAGUUCCAGCUUCUCUUGUCCUGGUGCUGGAUAAACCUGAAGGAUAGCUGCUCUUGCCUCGGAGAAGUUGUGUCAAUCUCUCUGAGUGAAGGGAACUUCCUUCUCCCCAUAUCUGUACUGGAAAGCGUUGGUGAAAUGUUUGUCAAAAUCCUCACAACUUGUAGGCACAGGGGUGCUAUAGAAGGGUGUCGGAAUGGAUUUUCCUGCUUCUGCUCUUCACUUUUCUCCAGCAAGGAGCCUGAAGUCUGUGAUAUCCCAAAGACAAUUCUUGAUAAGAUUUUGACCAGUCUCUCCGACCAGACCCUGACGGCUUCAGUGACCCGACGCUCGGCUGGACUGCCCAUCAUUGUACAGACCAUUGUCCAGGCAGCCAAGAAGACAAAGAAUAUGUCUGUUCUGGAGUCAACCCUGGACCAGCUCCUGUGUAUUGCUUCUCAGCCCUUGUCCUUGGAUCACAGUCAACAGAGAGACUUGAGUCAGAGCCAUGCUCUCAACAUUCUCAAGGUGAUCUUCUCAGAUGCGAGCCUGGCUCGAGCACUGUUCCCGUACCUGUCCCGUGCCACUGUGCUGGUCAUUCAAGGAUUUGACUCACCCUCUUGGGCCAUAAGGAAUGCAGCCACACAGUUGAUCAGCACUCUGGUCAUGAGGAUCUUUGGUCAGCGCAACAAAAGUGACCACCAGGGCAGCAUCACGCUGGAAGAGUUUGAGAGUCAGUACCCGAGUUUGCUCAGCUUUGUCAGUGACAGCAUCGCGGCAUGUGAGGAUGUCAGUGUGUGCGUCAGUUCGUCGCUCUACGUCAUCUUGACGCUGCUGUCUGGUCUGGGCAUGUCCCCUUCUCACCUGCACACCUCAAGAUUCAGGCCAAUGCUGAAGCAGAACGUCAUGCGUUUCCUGUGCAGCCCAGUGCUGUCACUGCGCAAACUUUCUGCUCAAACCCUGGUAGCGUUAACUCCCCUCGACAAAACAGGGGAGGUCCUAAAAAGUGUGAUGGAGAAGCUUAGUGCGGGCAACAUGAACCAGACCCAUGGCUGGCUACAGACCUGUCAGAGCUUACUGUCAACCAAGACGCUCGGCGAGAGUAUUCUGACAGAUCUCAUUGAGUUUAUCUUGGCGGAUGACAUGCUCCAAAAGCACAAAGGAUCCUGCCUGCUGGUGGCUAGCAUCUGCUUAGAAAUUCUCUCAAUGGCUUUGGAAAGUCUUGUCCUAGAAGAAGCCUUCACAGACAAGAUUUGGUCAUAUCUGAAGUCCAUGCUAUGUGAUUUGAGCUCUCGAAGUACCCUCUCAGGCCAGAUUAACCGCCAGCAUUCUCUCAAAGGAUGUUUUUCAACUAUGGUGACUGUGGUGAUAAAGUCUAACAAGAGUGAAAGGCGAGUCUGUGAUGAGCUAGCUGUGAUCUUGACUUCUAGUUUACUUUCCUCUGACCCAGACAUGUGCGUCUCAGCUUUGGACAUCAUCGGUGAGGCAAACGGUCUAGACUUGGCUAGCCAGCCAGGGGUUCAGAGGGCAUUGUGGCAGACACUCCUCAGGGAAAACAGAACUGCCAGCUUUCAGCAGAUUGGGGAGAUCUUGUUGCGGGAGGCUAUCCGAGGGAACCUGGCUGUACAGGGCUCAGAGAUGAGUGAUGUGGAUACAGAGACUCUAAAACGUCGCUGGAAGCAGCGGAGUGGCGUGCAGUCUGUGAUUUUUGCUGUAGAGAGUAUGAUUUGGUCUGCCCUCUCUGAAUCUGAGCUUGUUGAACGGCUUCCAUCUGUGUGUGUGUGGUCGGAACAACUGUUGGAACUUACGAAUCCUUCGUCAAAUGAGAACCUCCGAGUCACAGCUGCUCAGUCCUUGCGGCUUUGUGGACAAAGAAUCUUGACUGUGUGUCAUGGGCAUCAGGCUUCAGCUUAUAGCAAGACCAUUGUUAGAUGUUUCCUCCUCUCCUGUUUACGACUGCUGGAGGAUUCCGAGCCCGAGGUCAGGUGGGAGACUGCGGCUUUCUUCAGCGGCUUCCAGGACAGCCAGCAAGUGUUUCAAGCCAACCUGUGUUACCAGAUUUUCAGCCAUGUGAUUGAGGAUGACCUAGCAUGGUGCAGUGCAGCCAUGACCUGCCUGGUGGACAUUCUUUACCGAGCUCAGAAUCUGACACAUUCUGUUGAGGCUGCCAAGAACCCAAGAUCUCAAGCGUUGUUCGAACCAGAGACUGCAAGUUCCUUUUCUGAAAAUCACAUGACGCAGCUUUGGGCUUUUACCACAUUGCAGAGCAUCAUCACCAGAAGCAAGUCCCCAGCAGUUGUCCUUCUUGUCUUGACUGCCUGCCGCGAAGCCUGCAAGGAAUUGGAGGAGCAGAUGCCCAGGUUGUGUGAAAGCUUGACAGGUGAACCCGUGAUGAAUGUGAGCUGUGAUGCAGCAGUCAUGUCUUCUCUGCUGGGAGUUAAGUGUCUUUCAUUGCUGCAACGAGCUCUUCAAAAUCAUGAGGAAACAAAAGCUGACCUAAAGUUGUCGAUGCAGAAUCUGAUUUCUCCCCUGGAACAGGUGAUUGACUUCCAUCCUCUUCUAAGGGAAGGUUCUGCACUCCAAAGCCUGUUACAACCAGAAGUGAACUUGUCCUCCUCCAGCAAGAGAUUGACAUGACAUGACCUUGAGUUAUAACUUUCAAUUUUUGCUCUGCAACUUAAACUGAAUGUGAAGAAUGUGAUAAAAAAUAAAAGACUGAAAAAUCAU